AUGAGCAGUGCAGACGUAGAUUCCACAGGCGUAAUGAUCGGUAGAGAUGGCUUAACAAACGGGAUUCACGAUACUAAUGCUCCUAAUACCAUUGACUCAAUCACCAAUGUCUCGACAGCUGAGAGCCAUUCGAUGAAUCCGGAGUUUAACGAAAGUAGUAUCCCUAAUAAGAAUAACGAUACUACCACUACAACGACCUCGAAACUACAUACUGUACUUGUUGAUGGUGUUGCACCCGAGAUCCCACAUGUUCAAAUUAAUCAGACACCUUUAUCGAUGGUUAUUAGAAAUUUGACCAUUUUCACAAUUAAAGAAAUAUCACAAUAUAUGAAGAUGAAUCUUCACAGGACAACUAAUGGAAGUCAAGGAAGUAAUAACAACAAUAAUGGAUCCUCGGCGAAGAAAGUUAAUUUUUUGCAAUUGAUAAUAUACUUGAGAAAUCAGUUUUUGAAAUUAUAUGUAUUAAUUAAAUGGGCCAGAACCAUCAAGAGUAACAAUUUCAAUGCACUUAUCGAUUUAUUAAAUUGGUUCAGAACAACAAAUACAUCUGUGAAUAACUGUCUAUGGGCCCUUAAAGCAAGUCUGGAUUCCAUGACUAAUGCAAAAUUACCUAAUGCUGAUUUAAUUACCGCAUUAGAGGUCUUAAGUCUUGGAAGACCUAACUUGCCAUCACACUUCCUUAAUAUUACUGCAGCUGGUGGGAUGAGUAAUACAGAUAAUGAUUCCACCGUUCCACCAAAAGUUGUCUUAAAAGUUCUAAGAGAUUUGAACUUUGUUGUAUCUAUUAAAAUGGCCUUGAUGGAUUUACCACCUCAAUUUAAUGAUUAUUAUGUGAAAAAUGGUCGUGUCUAUAUUAGUGUUACCAAUGAAUUUGAAAUACAACUAUCUACCAUUGAUCGUAACUCACCUUUUUUCUUCGUCGAUUUGAAUUUUUUAUUUAGAUCAGAGCAAAAUUUACCACUGAACAAAGCAAGAGUAGAAAAACUAAUCAAUGAUUUAUUGUUUAAAAAUAAAGACAGGAAACCGCUGUUUUUGUUAUAUCAAUUUCUACAUAAGUACAUCUUAACAUUGAAAUUAUACAUGAUUCACAUCGAAUUACAAGCAUUAGAAAAUUUCGGGAAAUUCUCAGGCGGUAACCUAAUUCACAUCUAUGAUUCUAAGAAAAGUAUUAUCUCUGGUAGAUAUUGGAUAAAUGGGAAAAUAGGUAAUAAAGGUAAGUUUACAAUUGGUGUUGACAAAAGAAGUGAGAAAUUAAUCUUAAGAUGGGAUAAUGAUUUUACAUCCGAGAUAUUUAGAACAACCGACGAUAAAUUGCAUCUAACCGGUGCUGAUAAUGGUAUAUCUGGAAAGAACAAUAACAACACAGGGAAACAGGAUGACGUUAGUGGGAAUCAAAAUACUAUACACGAUAAAUUCAACAAUAUGCCUAUAAUAUAUAAUCACAUUCUAGGAAAUGUUGAAAGUAUUCUAGACGAAAUCAUGUUCAAUCAUGCAAAUAUCAUUAGAAUGAAACUUCUAUCUACAGGAAUAUUUCAAGAAGACGAAGGUAAUUCAGAUAUAUUAUUGUUUCAAUUACCAACAACGUGUAUAUCUACAGCCCCUAUCCAAAUGAAGAUAGAUCUUAUCACAGGUGUCUUUUAUUUUAAGAACCCAUCACCGCUAUUACUAGAAUAUAUUCAACAAAUUAAUAGAACUGAGAAAACCGAAGAUUUGAUUAAAAUUUUACAGAAAUUGAAAUUAGAUAAGAUAACCCAUGUCCUAAGGAAUAUGUUUGAAAAAACAGGCUGGAUUUGUAGCAAAGUCGUAAAAUUAGAUAUUCUAAUCCCAACACAAUUCAAAAUACAGUCUCACGAAAGUGAUUUGCUUCAAAACGAUUUAUUCAUAUCGUUACCCAAGUGGCCAGUUAAUUGGUAUCUGAUUCUAACGGUGAUAUCUUCCAAUUCCUCUUGUGUCAUUGAGAAACGUAUUGGUAAGAUCGUAUCUAGUAAAGGUAAAUGGGAAUUAAAAUACCUGGAUAUGUCUAGCAUUGUGUCUUCUAAGUUGGAGACCAUGACCUACCAAAAGAUACUGUCUCUACAAAAGACUAUCUUACACAGAAUUGUCAAUCACAUGCUAAUUGACUCGUUAAAUGAAUUGAAAAUCAAAAAUCAAAUCUGUUCUGCCGAGAGUGUAUCGAUGAACCUGCCCAAGUAUGUUAUGGAGGAUGAUUCCUCCGAUAAGGAUACAACAGCUGGCGGAAUCAUUGCAUCUCAAGAGGACGAAUACACUUCUAUCAUAACCAUGGAACUAGUAUCUUUUCUAGAAGGCUCGAAUGCGCUAAAUGGAAUCCUUGAAAGUUCCAUGUUCAUGAGGAUCGAUUACACAAAUUCUGAAAUUAGAUUGUAUACCAGAUUUAAAAGAGAUAUAAUGAUCAAACAAGUACAAUGUGAAGAACUUUUGAUACAUUUUGUUAAAGAUGAUAACCUAGCAUUCUAUAUGUGCGAACACUUUAAAUCUUUGAGCCAGAUUGUCCAUUACUUAAGUACGUUCAGACAGAAAUUGAUGCAAUUGGUUAUUCUCACUGACGUUGUCGAGAGACUACACAAAAUUUUUGCAUCUGAAAACUUCAAAAUUAUUGCAUUGAAGCCAAACGAAAUUUCAUUCAAUUAUCUUAGAAAUAAUUCUACCCCGAUGUUACAAGAUAAAGGAGACAAACAGGAUUGCGCAAUUAACAUAAUAACAAGUGACAUGAAGGUGAAAAAUCUGACGGUAAAUUUGUCAAAAACGAACCCUCAACAUAUAAUACAACCGUUUAUUAACAGCGGAGGCUAUGACUAUCAUUUUAUCUUCAAUUACUUACAGUUCACCUCUUCUCUCUUUACAACUCUAAGAGACAUCAUACAUGAGAGACAAGAGAAUAAGGAUAAGAGUUAUACUAAAGUGAGUCUUGGUUUACACAACUUGAGUGAAUAUCAGUUAGUAUACCAUAACGCUGAAGUUGGCUCGAAGAUCACCUUGAUAAUAGAGUUGAAGAAUGCUUCUCAUAAUGGUAGGAAUAACAUCCAAUUCUAUGUACAUUUCUCUAAUGAUGAGCAUAUUACGUCGAAGUCUGCUGCAUACCCAAUGAUUCAUCGUGUUCGUAACGAAAUUUUCAUUUUAGAUACAAAAGUGAACAGUUCAUUAACAGGUCCUGAACCAAAAACUUCUCCUGCUAGUAAUGAAGGGGUAUCUACCGCAUUAAGAAAGUUCCCUCAUUCUAUUAGAUUGGUUGACGGUAUAUCGUGUGACUCCAGAGAUAUUGAAGCCAUUCUAACCGAAAUACAUUCCAUCUUAAAAGUGGACAGCAACGAUAAAUCUAAGCAAUAA
This is a messenger RNA of Maudiozyma barnettii, 3345 nucleotides long. It is a transcript of the gene RGR1, whose product is annotated as Rgr1p. Gene Ontology annotation, biological process: regulation of transcription by RNA polymerase II. Lineage: Eukaryota; Fungi; Ascomycota; Saccharomycetes; Saccharomycetales; Saccharomycetaceae. The coding region runs from base 1 to 3345 and encodes 1114 amino acids. Gene Ontology annotation, cellular component: mediator complex; core mediator complex. The transcript has a single exon. The record is from RefSeq and is a predicted model, not a curated record. Gene Ontology annotation, molecular function: transcription coregulator activity.